Messenger RNA from Selaginella moellendorffii, 387 nucleotides. RefSeq lists its product as uncharacterized. NCBI's taxonomy places the organism in Eukaryota, Viridiplantae, Streptophyta, Lycopodiopsida, Selaginellales, Selaginellaceae. The record is from RefSeq and is a predicted model, not a curated record. The transcript is spliced from 2 exons. The coding region runs from base 20 to 292 and encodes 90 amino acids.
AGUGUCGCAUAGACUGGCAAUGAUCGCGCCCGCACGAUCACGAUUCAUCGCUGGGGCGGCAGACGAUGCUCGCGGGCCUGCAAAGAAGCAGCAAUGGUGGAGGCCCGAUCCGGUGACUGGAACUUGGAUUCCCGAAGGCCACGAAGGGCAAAUCGACACGGUGGAGCUCCGCGAGGAGCGGCUGCGCAGCGUCCCCACGGCAUCGCUUGAGGAUCGCGGAUGGUGGAGCUCGCUGGAAGAUCUUCCCGAUCGAGACGAAGCCACGCCCAAGAACACCAAGAGCACGACUUAAUCCGCAGCUGCAACUCAUCGUCUUGCCAAGAAUAGAAAAGGCGCAAGCGUUUCUAUAUUGGGAUGGUAGUUCUUUGAUAAACACGUUUUGUUAAA